AUGGAAACAUUAUCGCUACGCCAGUUGGAAGCCAGAUUGGAUAGAGAUAUCCAAGAUGCCGGCGAUGCUUAUGGUUUUAAUCAUGCUGAGUUCUGUUCUGGCACGAUUAAGUUUGGAGACCAACCUGGCAAGACGCUCAUGUGGUUCGGUGAUUACAAGGGAGACCGCUUCGAAAAACUUGAUAUGGGGUUCAGACAGAGAUGCAUACUUGACCGAGUAACUGACGACUGCGAAGACCUUCGGAAGUUCGACGCGUUACAUCAUGCGUAUAACACUUGGCGGGAUGCGAAGGAAUCGCCAUUGACAGAGAAAGUGUGGUUCGGGGAGUAUCCCCUCAAGCGCGUCAUUUGGCGGCAAAAGGCUAAGUGGGAAUUUCGAUUGGAACACGCCAAUGAAGAGAAUGUAAGAGGCAUGGUAGAGAUCAAAGAGAGGUAUCUGCGAUGGCGAGUUCUGCAACAACCACGAAUUGAGCCAACUAGCACUUCUCGAGUGACCCUGAAUAAGAUGGGCAGGAUACUAGGGCCAAUCGACGACGUACCUCCAUCGGAUGACGAUAAAUAUGAUUCGGAUUUUGUCGACAAAGAUAGUGAGCCUGAUCCGGACAGUAGCUUUCGCCCAAAUUCGGAAGAAGAGGAUCAAACGGCUUCGAGCUCCUGCGACAAGAUUCCAAACAUCGACCACGACCUCGAAGAUAAUCACAUCGAUCCCCAUCCAAGUUCCUCUAUGGAGACGGUGCCAUUGAUCAGAGAUGUCAAGCGGAGGAAAAUUGCCAUCAAACAAACACAAUCGCCCAGCGCCAGCACCCGCACAGCUUUAGGAAAUUCGUCCGGCAACGUUCGUGCCUCGUCCUCGAAACCGCGGCACUCGAAGGCUGGACCUAAAGAGAAAGGAAAGAGGCUCGCACAAUCCAAUACGCUGAAACAAAUUUGCAGGAUAACCUCGUCCGGUCGAGAAAUACACCGUCCAAAGGGACAAACCAGCAUUUUCCAAGGCGCGGACUUUGACGGACCCUUUUCAUCAUCACCCCUCUCGGUCUUAAGUCAAGCGUCUGUUCGCGAGCAGCCCAGAAAGUUGGAGUCAAAAGUCCUGUCUCAAGCACCCAACUCUCCUUCAUCGCAAGAGGUGUUAGCAGUGGACAUUCGCUGGAGAGCUCGACAGAAAGCGUUGUGA
This is a messenger RNA of Mollisia scopiformis, 1170 nucleotides long. RefSeq lists its product as uncharacterized. Bases 1 to 1170 code for a protein of 389 amino acids. The transcript is spliced from 2 exons. The record is from RefSeq and is a predicted model, not a curated record. Lineage: Eukaryota; Fungi; Ascomycota; Leotiomycetes; Helotiales; Mollisiaceae.